AUGUCACACUACAGCUACCCGCCCCCAGGAGGAGCACCCAACGCCAACAGCCCCAACCCUCUCCGCCCUUACUACUCGGCCUCGGACUCGCCCCUCCAGUCCUACUACAACAACACCCUCUCGUCCGCCACCCUCGAGGAAGAGCUCGCCGCCCAGAACGAACUCAACUCCCAGGCGGCUGCAAAGGAACUUGCCAGUUAUGGUCUUAUUAAGUUUAUGACCCUAGCGAUUGCUGCACCCUUUGAGGCUGGACAGACGCUGUUGCAGGUUCAGUACUUGCCUAAUGACGAUGGAUUCAAUGGAGACGACUUUGACAUCGCCGAAAAGCACCGACGCGAGCAGGAUCACCAGAGGUCACUUGAGGCAGAAGCAGAGGCAGAAAGAACCCGCUACUACAAUGAGCGAGCAGGCGCAGCGAAUGCAGGAGGAUACUACACCGGCAAUGGCGGCCAAUACAACGAAUACAGCCGCGUCGAGCGCACCGAUGUCCGUAGCCGAUUUGAACAGGACCAUCAUCGCAGUUAUGACUCUCAGGCGCCCAUCAGUUCAGCGAGCAACCCCGAGUCAGGAGAGCUUUACCGACCUAGUGUUUACGAUGAGGCGUCCAGGCCGGAUUACCAGAUGUCACCUAUUGAAGGAGGGGUGUGGAAGGCGAUGACGGAUCUUGCCAAUCACCCUACCGAAGGCUGGAUGUCACUGUGGAAAGGUCAAUAUACCAACUGGAUCUACGAAAUGAUGCACUUGUUUGCUCAGCCGACGCUGGAGGCGACCUUGAACGACACCUUCGACCUCUAUGACGAUACCAUCCCCCUGGUACAUCUGGACCGUGUCGGACCCAACAUUGCCACCAUGGUCACCAGUCAUCUCGUCGUCGGCUUUCUCCUCUCGCCCCUCGAGCUCGUCCGCACAAGACUUGUGGUGCAGACUGCCAACCCCUUGCAGCGCAAGUACAGUGGCAUGAUCAACUGCUUCUCAACCAUCAUCCAGGAAGAGGGCUUCACAGCGCUUUGGGGCGGCAUCAACCUCUUCCCUACCAUUAUUUACCACACCUUGACACCUCUCCUGUCAAACUCGAUCCCCUUGAUCAUCGACCGGGUCUUCAAACUCUCAGCCGCAGACUCGCCAUUUUUGUACUCCCUGGCAGAGUUAGGCCUCAACACGAUCGAAUUGCUGAUCCGCUUGCCCAUCGAAACCGUCAGGAAGCGUCUUCAGAUCCAGGUCAAGACCGACCAUGGUGACCGUCGUCUUGGAUCCAAAAAGUACAGGACUGUGGUCGAGACUCGCAGGAGGCCCUACUAUGGCAUGGUCGACUGUGUCUACAGGAUCAUCAAGGAGGAGGGUGGGCAUCAUAAGCGAGUCUCUAGCAGUGGCAGCAAGGGUGGCAUCGCUCAGCGUCCUUGGUACUCUGCUUGGGGUGUCCGUGGAUUGUACACGGGGUUGGGUAUGCAUUUGACGAGCAAUGUUACACUUUUUGCGGUUGGUGCUGUAACCAACUUGCAGGACGAGGGCGAUGACUGGUAG
Linnemannia hyalina is the source of this 1521-nucleotide messenger RNA. The record is from the annotation of a GenBank genome assembly. Lineage: Eukaryota; Fungi; Mortierellomycota; Mortierellomycetes; Mortierellales; Mortierellaceae.